This is a messenger RNA of Penicillium digitatum Pd1, 3018 nucleotides long. RefSeq names its product transcription factor domain-containing protein. The record is from RefSeq and is a predicted model, not a curated record. Lineage: Eukaryota; Fungi; Ascomycota; Eurotiomycetes; Eurotiales; Aspergillaceae.
AUGUCCAAUAAUGACCCUGCGUUACCUAAAACAGGUGAAAAAAGACCAAUAUGUGCAGAAGAUUCUUUUGAACAAGUUGAGCUUGUCAGAGAUGUGGUUGGAAUAACCAUGCAAAAUGAUCUCAACCACCCCCAGCAGACGGAGAUAACUCAGCAGUCUCCUUUGAAACUGCAGAAGAUAUCCGAGCCUGGCGCUGGAAGUGCUGCUGGGAAAUCUGCUUUGGAACGAGGUCAAACUACACCACUCGACGCCGGUAUGCCCAGUGGAAGUAGACCAUCUCCUCCCCUGUGCGGUAUACCUCCUACAAUGCUUCAAGAUGAAAUGGAGCUCCGAUGCAACUUGACUACCGAAAUAAAUGUCCAGAGAAUGAAGCAUCGCAAUCUUGCUGCAGGGCCUCUGCGCAACAUCGUGAAACUACUAAUGAAAGCCAGGGCUGAACGCCCAGCCCCUGAAUCGAAAAUUGAUGGAUCGAGUGCUAUGCCAUUGAGUGACGAGUGGCGUGAAGAGGAUGACCUCAUGGAAGUUGCAACAGUCAAGCUUGAGAAGGGUGGCCGAUGCUCUCGUGCUCUUCUCAGUCGCUUUGAGAACUUCUUGUAUGGCCCAUUGAUGAGCUCCGAGGAGAAGAAGAUGCAAGAGCGUAUCAUGUGCGUUGAAGAGUGUUUGUCAAGUGCAUCAGCGCCUCCGACAUCCGAUCACAACUACCUGUUCCUCCAUCGCCUUAAAAGGAUCAUACUUCAUCCCGAUGCCUAUGGCUUGGACGAGAAAGACUCACGCAUCGGCUUCCUUUGCAACCAGCUUCUUGCAGCUAUAGCGACCAACUCGAAGUUGACUCCUUCGAACCGCAAGAAAUUUGCAGAGCUUCUAGACCCAGAUGGAGAGAUUGCCAAUGUCAGUGCAGAUAAUCCAGGUGUUAAAGCAGAAACUCCAAUCUCAACAAGGAAGGCGUCACCCAAGCCCACCUCUGCACGCGUGCAUUCCUCACACACGACAGAAACACCUUCAAGAACGAUGGCAACACGCCAAAAAAGCUCUGUCACCUCUCUGUCUCCUUCGCCACCCCAUCCUCCUCCUCUCCCCUCUCGUUCUUCAACUUUAUCACUAACAUCUAUUGAAUCAAUUGAUCUAACCGAUGACGCCAUGUCAUCGUCCUCUCCUUUCAUCGUAAAGCGUACGCCCAAGAAGCAUGUCGCUUCUGACAGCCAAUCGUCGCAAUCCAACAACACUGCGUCAUCUUCCAUGGAGCCGUUGCCCAAGAAACGUCCUGCUUCGGAUGGCCAGUCAAAUGACAUGAUCGCUCCGGCUCCUAAGCGUGCUGCCUCUGGCCGCCGCUCAUCGAAUCUCAACAACAUCAUCGCCCCACCUCAUAAGCGCUCUGCUUCUCGCACCCAGUCAUCGCAGCCUAACUACACCAUCCCUCAGGUUCCAAAGCCUGUUUCUUCUAGCAGCCAAUCUCUUAAUUCCGAAGCGCCGAAGAAACUCUGGAGCAUUUUUCUUCUUAAAUGUGGUCUACUCCUCCCAGCUCUUGAUCUGGACCAACUGACGGUAUCUUUCAACGUGGCUGUGAAUCACGGCAAGCUCGCACCUAACGUUAUUGAUCCAAUACUCGGUUUCUGCCUUGCAGUCGCAAGCCACCUCACUCUUGAACGGAGUCUUUGGGAGGGCCGUAAAUGGAACGAUGCCGCUCUAUCCACACUGAGGAGGGAAGAAAAUACCCCCUCGCUUCAAUACUUCCACCGACGGAUCCUUCAAAUCGAGUAUGUUCAUAUGGUUGGAUAUCUGGAAAAGGGCUGGGAAAUCUUAUCUCUCGCUAUCAGCAAAGCAGAAUAUCUUCAGAUGCACACGAUGCAUGGUGGAUGCCUCGCCGUUGACAAAAAGUCGCUGGAGCAGGUUCGGGUGAUAUGGCAGUCUCUCUGGAUGAAGAAACUAUCUCUCGCUCUCCAGCUUGGUAUUGUCAAUCAAUACCUCGAUGUUUUCCACUUCUCACCAAUGCCGAUGCAGUCGCAGAUGCAGGAGACCAUGGAAAUAUAUGGUGGCAGACAAUCAUUCGUGGCGUCGUCUUUCUUCAUUGCUUCUGCCACUCUUUUGAAGAACACUGAUGACCUGAUCAGCGUUGAAAACAAUCUACGUGUGACUCGCAUGGAAUGUCCAAUCAAAUGGUUUUCCACCUUGGACCUGCGUCCUUUCCAAGACUUGAAUGAAAGUUUGUCUAGCUGGAACAAUUGUUUACCCAAUUGCCUGGAAUGGAAGGGAGCUACCGUCGAAUUUGCUAUCGAGAAGGACCCCAUCGUCCGCCGCAUGUCCCUUCUGGCCCACGUACGUUAUGCCUACUUCCGACUUCGACAGCACCGGCCUUUCUUGAUACUAGCCUUGCGACUUUCCAAUGCGUGUGCCUGUGAAAAUAAUCCGCACAUGACCGGCAAGGAGAUGGAUUCGAUCAACUCCUCUCUUCUUCUCGCCCUGGUGUAUCAUGGUGCUAUCAAAUGUCUCACCGCCGCCCAGGACGUUGUCAAAACUCUCUCUAUUUCCUACGAAAAGGAGAAUGACGAUCAUGCUAAGUGCGAGCAGCUAGACUAUCUCUACGCUUCUGGCCUUGUUUUGAUCGCGGCGAUGCGGAUACCUUGUCUAAUGGAUGGGACCCAGCACUGUGCAUCUCCCACAGCCGCAGUCGAUAGAUCGAUCAGUAUGAUUGCGAAGGAUUUGCGGCGGGUUGAACAACUGCUUCGAUGUUAUCAGGAACGGUGCGAACAGGCAACAAAACUGAAGCUCCGUGUUCAGCGCUGUCGUGAUGCCAUUGCGAUUAUCCGCUUGCAAUCCGUAUCUUCGGAUUGUCUGAUCACGGACCAUGAGAUUACAUUCCAUCGGAAUGUAUGGCUACGGAUCUAUGAUCGAUUAGGCUUGGACCUCCCAUUCCCGAGGUUUUGCAAUGGCCGGGCCGCUAAUGAUAAGAGUGCUGGCCGUCGAAUGACCUUCGGUUGGCUUGAAAGCCUGCCAUUUGAUCUGGACAGCCAAGGUGAGUAA